AUGAAUCUCAUCCUUCAGUAUGCAGAGUCGCUUGUAAUCAUGGGUGGAAGUUCCCCCUGCUUCAAGAGUGAGAUAAGUGAGAAGAGUGGGAUAAGUGAGAAGAGUGAGAUAAGUGAGAAGAGUGGGAUUAGUGAGAAGAGUAAGAUAAGUGAGAAGAGUGAGAUAAGUGAGAAGAGUGAGAUAAGUGAGAAGAGUGGGAUUAGUGAGAAGAGUAAGAUAAGUGAGAAGAGUGAGAUAAGUGAGAAGAGUGAGAUAAGUGAGAAGAGUGAGAUAAGUGAGAAGAGUGGGAUUAGUGAGAAGAGUAAGAUAAGUGAGAAGAGUGGGAUUAGUGAGAAGAGUAAGAUAAGUGAGAAGAGUGGGAUUAGUGAGAAGAGUGAGAUAAUGAGAAGAAGUGAGAUAAGUGAGAAGAGUGGCAUUAGUGAGAAGAGUAAGAUAAGUGAGAAGAGUGAGAUUAGUGAGAAGAGUAAGAUAAGUGAGAAGAGUGAGAUAAGUGAGAAGAGUGGGAUUAGUGAGAAGAGUAAGAUAAGUGAGAAGAGUAAGAUAAGUGAGAAGAGUGAGAUUAGUGAGAAGAGUAAGAUAAGUGAGAAGAGUGAGAUAAGUGAGAAGAGUGAGAUUAGUGAGAAGAGUAAGAUAAGUGAGAAGAGUAAGAUAAGUGAGAAGAGUGAGAUUAGUGAGAAGAGUAAGAUAAGUGAGAAGAGUGAGAUAAGUGAGAAGAGUGGCAUUAGUGAGAAGAGUUAG
Messenger RNA from Haliotis rubra (blacklip abalone), 738 nucleotides. RefSeq lists its product as uncharacterized. Bases 1 to 738 code for a protein of 245 amino acids. The record is from RefSeq and is a predicted model, not a curated record. NCBI's taxonomy places the organism in Eukaryota, Metazoa, Mollusca, Gastropoda, Lepetellida, Haliotidae. The transcript is spliced from 4 exons.